This is a messenger RNA of Tilletiaria anomala UBC 951, 1623 nucleotides long. Its product is annotated as MFS general substrate transporter. The coding region runs from base 1 to 1623 and encodes 540 amino acids. The record is from RefSeq and is a predicted model, not a curated record. The transcript has 3 exons. Lineage: Eukaryota; Fungi; Basidiomycota; Exobasidiomycetes; Georgefischeriales; Tilletiariaceae. Gene Ontology annotation, biological process: transmembrane transport; basic amino acid transport. Gene Ontology annotation, cellular component: fungal-type vacuole membrane. Gene Ontology annotation, molecular function: basic amino acid transmembrane transporter activity.
AUGCCGCCCUUGCGCGCCUUGAUUCCCAUCCUGACCGCGUGCUGGGUCCCUGUUUUUGUCGGCUCUCUCGAUUCAACGAUCGUCGCCACACUACUCACUUCCAUCUCGAGCAGCUUCAAGUCGAGCGAGCAGUCCGCCUGGCUUGGCUCCGCCUUCCUCGUCUCCGUUGCAUGCUUCACACCCAUCUACGGGAGGCUGUGCGACGUGAUCGGCAGGAGAUACACCAUGCUCAUCGCUCUCGGCCUCUUCACACUCGGAACGACGCUCUGCGGGACCGCGACUAGCAUGAACAUGCUCAUCGCUGCGCGUGCCAUCGCUGGCAUGGGCGCCGGUGGCGUCACCACCACCUCGUCCGUUGUUAUGUCUGACUUGGUUCCGAUCAAGACAAGGGGCCUGCUACAAGGGUUGACGAAUAUAAUUUUUGGAAUUGGGGGUGGCCUGGGCGGACCGGUGGGGGGCUGGCUGAACGACACGCUCGGUUGGAAGCCCGCGUUCCUCAUCCAGCUUCCUGUCCUUGCCAUAGCAUUUAUCCUGAUCCUUAUCUACUUUGAAAACAAGCCGCGAGCUGUUCGGGUAGGUGGACACCACGCGAACGAAUCGAAAUGGACGCAGUUGAAGCGCAUCGACGCACUCGGCUCGCUCACGCUCCUCAUCGGCGUUUCGGCACCGCUGAUCGCACUCAGUCUCAUCUCAGCCAACGACCGACCCGUGACGGACGGCACGGUUCUUGGAGGAUUGAUCCUGGGGCCGAUCUUCGUCGGCCUCUUCGUCUUUGUCGAAGCCCGCGUCGCGGUUAAGCCGAUCAUGCCUCUGUAUCUUCUCCAACAGCGCACCGGCCUCAGCCACGCGCUCGCCAAUUUUUUCCUCAGUUUCGCCUCCUUUGCCAGCUUGUACAAUGUUCCGCUCUACUUCCAAGCCGUCCGCCUCGAAAGCGCCAGUGACGCGGGCCUGCACCUGCUCCCGUACUCGAUUGCGCUCUCUGUCUCGUCCGUCACAGCCGGCGCGUACAUGCGCAAGUACGGUCGCUUCUACAGCUACACAAUCGUCUCGAGCUGCUUGAUGAUCGUCACUCCAGUCAUGUUCUGCAUUGUCGUAGGACGGGAAGACGUCUGGCCUGACUGGGCCUUCUACCCGAUGUUCCUUCCAGCAGGCUGGGGUGGAGCGGCUGUAUUGACGACUACGCUGAUUGCCCUAAUCAAUUCAGUCUCGCGCGCCGACAUUGCCGUGGCGACGUCCAUGUCGUACCUCUUCCGCAACACGGGUCAGAUCCUUGGCGUCUCGCUCUCGGGUCUGCUGCUGCAAUCGCUGCUGAAGCGGCAGCUGCAGCAGACGCUCGGGCAUCUGCCCCAUGCAGCCGAGCUGAUCAGCCAGAUCCGGCACGAGACGAGCGUGAUCAAGACGCUGCCGAGCGAUAUUCGAGCCGAGGCGGUACGAGCAUACGCCAGUGCGCUGCGAUGGGUCUUCGUGUUAUACCUCGCCGCGACCGUCGCAAUGUGCGCCGCCAAUCUGAUACUGGAACGCAAGGUCCUUCUGGGCUUUGUGGAAAGCGACAAGAAGGACAGCAACGUGGAGAUAGGUGCGCAGAGUACAUCCCGGAAAGCGGCGAUUGGCAGGACAGAAUAG